AUUCUUCUGAGUGGGGGAAGCGUGAGCGCGAGAGCGUUACUGCUCGUAUUUUUAUUGCGAACCCUAAUUCUGCAAUCUCCAUUAUUGUGCGCCGCUGACACACAAAUCUGCAGAAUUGAACCCAGUGGCAAGUUCCUCACAGUAGCGACCACCUUAUUCUGGACUGUAUUGGUCGCUCACCGAUGAGCAUUCCGCAGUUCACACACCAAGAGAAUUUUAUGCAAGAUGAUGAUAAUCGAUUGGAGAAUACACGAGCUAGAUUUGGAAGUUUGCUUAAAAGGCAUGGAGAUUUGACAGAGCGCCUUUCUAGGGAUUCUGACAAGAUAAUAUUUGAGCGUCUACAGAAAGAGUUUGAAGCUGCACGAGCUUCUCAAACUGAAGAGGUAUGUUUAGAUGGGGAACAGUGGAAUGAUGGUCUACUAGCUACAAUAAGAGAGCGGGUGCAUAUGGAGGCAGACAGAAAAGCAAUGCCUGGGGAUGCUGACAUAUUGGCAUGUCCUCAGGAAAAAAUUACCUAUAAAAUUGGAAAUAAGGUGAUUUGCUGUUUGGAAGGGGCAAGAAUUGGUAUUCAGUAUGAGACAUCUUUUGCUGGUGAACCUUGUGAAUUUUACCAUUGUGUACUGGAGAGUAAAUCAUUUCUUGAAAAGAUGACUGUCCUUGAACACACAGUUCCAUUUUUCCUGCCAAUACAUGAAACAGAAAAUGAUCUCCUUUCAUCCAAUGCAAUGAAAUUCAUAGAUCAUGUUGGAGAUCUGUUGCAGGCUUAUGUAGACAGACGGGAACAGGUCAGACUUAUAAAAGAACUAUAUGGAAAUCAAAUCGGAGAGCUGUAUCAUAGCCUUCCCUACCAUAUGAUUGAAUUCGUGUUGGAUGAUUUUGACUGCAAGGUGACAGUUGGUCUUCGAUAUGCAGAUCUCAUUUCAGUGCUUCCAACUCGAAUCAGUGUUCUAGCCUGGCCAAUGUUUAAGAAAAAAACAUCAAAGGAAGAUGGACACUCUGGAAGUCAUCCUGAUCCAAUUCGCCUAACCUAUGCGGAAGAUGCCUUACGAACCAUGAGUCUGCCAGAAGCAUAUGCAGAGAUUGUAUUAAAUCUCCCGCAAGCGCUUCAGCAGAUAUAUCAUCAAAGAGCCCCCACCUAGAGCCUCGCCUCGCCUUGCCCUUGCUGCAGUCUAGAUUCAUCUGUAAAAAUUCUUGGUAGAGCUGUUAAAUGUUAGAAAAAAUAGCUUUAGAAUUGUUACCUAGCAAAAUUGGUCAUAGGUUGAACACAUUUUUAUGUACUAUUGUCCUACUCCAUUUGUAUUUUGGCUCAAUACCUACUCUGAUUUCUUAUAUCAUUUUUACGAGUUCUACAUCCAUGCCAAGUUCCAACUGUUUUCAUUCAUCUUUACUUCAUAAUUCAAUAUACAUGUAAUUUGGUUUCAUAUGAUUGG
Molecule: messenger RNA, 1430 nt
Organism: Abrus precatorius (Indian licorice)
Lineage: Eukaryota; Viridiplantae; Streptophyta; Magnoliopsida; Fabales; Fabaceae
Exons: 12
Coding region: 183-1139 (318 amino acids)
Cellular component (GO): kinetochore; Mis6-Sim4 complex
Source: RefSeq, a predicted model, not a curated record